CUGCACACAGCAGCAGAAUGAUCCUCUGCCUCCUCGCCCUUCAUCUAAUGGCACUGGCAGUGGAGGCUGAAGUCUUCGCCACCCUGGGACCCCCGUUCCACCUCCCCAGGGAAGGGGGCAGCAGAACCAUCCUCGUCUGCCUGGUCAGCCACCCCACGCGGGGCGACAUGCUCAUCACCUGGCUCUCCAGCAGUGCAGGGGGGUCCCAUAGCAUCACAGACAGUGUCGCACAGGAAGAGGACGGCACACACAGUGCCAUUUCCGUCAUAUCUGUGCCCACUGACCAAUGGGACUCAUACACCUGCUUCAUCACUCACAGUAACCCAGCAGUGGUUACCCAACGACGCUACAGCCACUUCUUAGAAGAAGAACAUAACCGCAGCUGUUAUGAAGAUGCACCCAAUGUUAUACUGACACAAUCAGAUGCUGUUUUCAUCCUGGCUCUCAGAAUUCUACUUUUAAAAAUAACAAUCUUCAAUCUUCUGAUGACUACAAAUGCUGUCAUAAAAUGAGUGAUGUCCAGAAAAU
Molecule: messenger RNA, 528 nt
Organism: Conger conger (European conger)
Lineage: Eukaryota; Metazoa; Chordata; Actinopteri; Anguilliformes; Congridae
Product: pre T-cell antigen receptor alpha-like
Exons: 5
Coding region: 18-512 (164 amino acids)
Source: RefSeq, a predicted model, not a curated record